Molecule: messenger RNA, 669 nt
Organism: Fomitiporia mediterranea MF3/22
Lineage: Eukaryota; Fungi; Basidiomycota; Agaricomycetes; Hymenochaetales; Hymenochaetaceae
Exons: 4
Cellular component (GO): cytosol
Molecular function (GO): magnesium ion binding; holo-[acyl-carrier-protein] synthase activity
Source: RefSeq, a predicted model, not a curated record
AAGCUGUAUGAGACUGGUCUCGAACUUGUAGAUGUGGAGUCGCAAGCACGCAUCAGGCGCUUCUACCACAAGAAUGACUCUUAUCGGUGCUUGCUCGGCAGACUGCUGCCUCGACUCGUCCUCAAGCAGUUCGGGAUUUCGCCGAAGAAAGCUACCUUCGGCCGUACCUCGUCCGGAAAACCCUUUAGUAUGUCCAACCUUGAGCAAACGAUUGGAUUCAAUGUCUCUCAUGACAACGAAUACGUCGUCAUGGCCUUCCAGACUCGUGAGUCUUCAAUUGGAACACAUGACCCUGCAGGCGAAGAUGCACCCCAAAAGCACGCGAAGACCGUGGACGUAACUGCUAUCGGUGUCGAUGUCAUGAAGGUCACUCUCCCAAGGUACGAGAAGACGGCGAGCUCAUUCAUACAGAGCAUCUCUGAUACGCUGACCCCACUUGAACUGCGCGCACUAAAGGAAGCCGCCGAGAGCGAUGACGCACUACAGCGCCUCUAUCUGGUCUGGACACUCAAAGAAGCAUACACGAAGGCCCUUGGUCUUGGUCUAGGAUUCGAUUUUAAACGCAUUGAAGUUGACGUGAACGCCCUUCGCGUCUAUGUAGAUGGAAGCGCACCGACCGGUUGGGAGUUCACGGCAUUCACUCUCGAGUCGCAAUCGGGAAACGAGUAU